Messenger RNA from Mercenaria mercenaria, 3369 nucleotides. Its product is annotated as RNA-binding protein 5-like. Gene Ontology annotation, molecular function: RNA binding. The record is from RefSeq and is a predicted model, not a curated record. The coding region runs from base 212 to 2788 and encodes 858 amino acids. Gene Ontology annotation, biological process: mRNA splicing, via spliceosome. NCBI's taxonomy places the organism in Eukaryota, Metazoa, Mollusca, Bivalvia, Venerida, Veneridae. The transcript is spliced from 22 exons. Gene Ontology annotation, cellular component: nucleus.
GAGCAUGCGCUGUGAUGAAUAGAAGAAAUGACGCCAUUUUUUGUAGAAUAGCAGAAGAAAAAUCAGAAAAAAAAACACAGGAAACAGACGCACAUCAGUUCAAAAUCAUAUUAAACUGUGACCUUUUACAGCGCUUCAGUCUUAUUUGUUGAAAUAGUCUGAAUUCAAGCAUUCUGAUUACCCUGGAACGGUAAGAAAUUAAGUUCCAGCUAUGGCAACAACAGAUUAUCCAAACCCGUAUGAAAAUACAGGUUAUCAUAAUUACCAAGACCCCUACACUGAUAAUCAGAAUGAUUAUAAUUACUCUGAUUAUAAUCAGUCGUACAGUGAUACAAAUGGAGCGGAUAGCUAUGGAUCUGAUAACAGUUACGGAGGAUAUCAAGACACAUAUAAUAACACAGACAAUUAUGGCAGCGAUCAUUCAGGUAGAAGUGGAGACCAAGAAGAGAGAGACAGGCAACAAAGAAAGAAUAGAUCAGAGCGUAGACGAGAAAUGAGAAGUGGUGGCCAUGAUAGACAUCGUGAUCGGGAUAGUUCCAGGAAUAGAGACAGAAGGGAUGAUAGAUAUGAUAGGGACAGGAGAGAUAGAGACAAUGACGACAGAGCAGGUGAGAAAUGGGUAACAGACACACCUUCUAACACAGUCAUUCUACAGAGGUUGCCAAGCUGUAUUGAAGAAAAAGAUAUUAAAGCAGAAUUGAUGAUGUUUGGAGCCCCCAUAAGAGAUGUUCGUCUAAUGAGAAAAAGUUCAGGUGCCUCAAGAGGGUUUGCUUUCGUCGAGUUUCAGAAUCGAGACGAUGCUGUUCGCUGGAUGGAUUCAAAUCAGAAAAAGCUGAUCCUGCAGAAUCAGUACACUUGUACAAUGAACUUCAGCACACCAAAAGAUCCAAAGGAUAAACAGAUGGUUCAUCGUAUGGAUUGGACGUGUGUGAAGUGUGGCGUACAUAAUUUCAAGCGACGAGAUUACUGUUUCAAGUGCAAUAUGUCCAGAUAUGAAUCUGGUAAAUCACAAGCUGAUGGUUAUGACCAUGUGGGAACUAACCCUUGUAACACUUUAGUGUUACGAGGACUUGAUGCAUUGACCACAGAAGAGUCAAUUCUAAGGGCUUUAAAUGCUGUAACACAGCUAACAUGUAAGAACAUCCAGGUUGUGAGAGACGCCACCACUCAAGCUUCACAGGGUUUUGCAUUUGUUGAGCUCGGCUCUGUGGCAGAAUCGGUGAACGUGCUCGAGGUUUUAAAACAGAUGAAUCCUCCCUUAGAAGUUGAUGGAAAACAGAUCUUGGUUGCUUUCGCUAAGAACACUUUCACAACAUCUAUGGCAACAAUAAAUGCUGCUGCACAACAAAGCUGGGACCAGUCUACAGGGGAAUACUAUCAGAACUAUGAUUACAGUCAGUACGACCAGUCUGGUUACUACUCGGGACAGUACUAUGAUGGGCAGAAUUAUGACUACUCAAACUACUAUUCUGAGUCAGGGGACACACCCACCACUUCAACAUCAGUGGACUCAACGAAUGCAGCGGCAGCAGUUGCUCAGGCAGCUAUACAACAGGCUCAGGCAGCAAAACAUUAUCAAAAACAGGUACAGCAGCAACAGAAAAUAGCUGAUAUGUCAACAGAGGAAAAACUUGCACAUCAAGCUCAAGCCUGGAAACAGAAAACUGAAGACAAACCUACCACACCACAGGAACAUACAAAAUACCCGGCCCCAGAUGUAAGCUUGUACCAAUAUGAUGAGACAUCAGGAUAUUAUUAUGAUCCAGUAACAACCCUCUACUAUGAUGCCAGCUCUCAGUAUUACUACAACAGUCAGACAGGAGGGUUUAUGUACUGGGAUGCUGAACAGUCUACGUAUCUUCCUGCACCAACUGACGACUCAUAUCCAGACAUGAAAUCUCUGGAUAAAAAUGAUAAAAAAGAUGGAAAAGAUAAAAAGGAAAAAGUGAAAGUGGCCAAGAAAAUUGCAAAGGAUAUGGAAAAAUGGGCAAAGUCAAUGAAUGCUCAAAAAGAGGCAGUUAAAGAUGGAAUAAAGAAAAUCAGUAUGCCAAACCUCUCGGGCAGGAAAGAGUCCGCUACAGCAGAUGCUGGAUUUGCCAUCUUAGAAAAAGUGAAAAAUGCCACAACAGAGGACAAAAAGUUGAUGCCUCCACCACCUCUGCCUGGUGGAAGCACUCCAACAAGUGAGGAAAAGGCGAAACUUGGACUGGUAGCAUCAUAUGGUGGCGACUCUGACGACGAAGAUGAGGAUGAUUCAUCCACUGGAUUUGAUGAAAGUAAACUGCUGGACCAUUCAAAGAAGGCGUGUCUGCUGUGUAAACGACAGUUCCAGAGUAAAGAACAGCUGAUUAGACAUGCACAGAUGUCAGAUUUACAUAAGCAAAAUUUGGAAUCCUUACGUCAGUCACAGGGUGUCGGUACUUCCUCAGGGGGGUCAGGAGGAAUGCAGUAUCGUGACAGAGCAAAAGAAAGGCGCGAAAAGAUUGGAUCGCUUGCUCCUCCUCCCAGAAAACGUCCCCCACCACCACCAGAACCGUAUGAGCAGCCAACAAAAGCUGGUCUUGGUUCUGACAAUAUUGGCAGUAAAAUGUUACAGAAGAUGGGAUGGUCUUCAGGACAGGGUCUUGGUAGAUCUGGUCAAGGCAUUGUUAACCCAAUAGAGGCAGAAAGACGCAAUUCAAGUGCUGGUUUGGGAAUGCGAGGAUCAAAAGUUCACAUAGAGGAAUCAGACAACUACAAAGAUGCAUUGAAGAAAACUUUAUUUGCAAGAUACAAUGACAUGGACUGAACAGAAAUAAUUCACUUAAUAUUGACAUUAACUUUGUUACAAUGAAAUAAGACUGAACAAACUGACCAGGGAGAACUGUUUUUCAGAUGCUCAAGCAGAGGGGGUGUUGGGGAUCAUCUUUUCAGAAUUUCUUACAUGCAAUAUCAUUUCAUGAAAUGACAAUUCAUACAACUGCUUGGAUUUGCAACGUGGAUUAAGAGCUGUAAAAUCAGUUGAAAAGUUGGAAAUGAAAGCCAAGUUUCCCAGGAUAAAACUUUUGGCUUUGUGCUGGCCAAGUUGGGUUGUUAAUAGCUAACUGGAAUGUGAAGGAACUAGUGAUGAAGCUAGAUCAGUGUUCUUGCAGUGUUCAAUGUGGUGAUAGGAGUGAAGCAUGUUGUUACUAGAAUCUGUGCCAAAAUAUACUAUCACAUCGGGAUGGACAAGAUGAAAUGUUAGAGUUACAGAUUCAUUGUUAGUCAUAUCAUUUUCAUGUUGUUUUUCCUUCCCUUUAUUGAUUUACAUAUUUUAAUGUAAUAUUUUUCUCAACAUAUUUUGUCAUAAAAAUCAUGUCAUUGAUGGAAAUAAAGUAAUACCAGAAUGUU